AUGGCCAGCCGCGAUAUAGAUUUCGUAUUUGGUAGGCUUAUUUUGCAUUUCUACUAUUGUUUGCAGAAUUACGACUUUUUGGAAGAAGUGAUGGCCAUGAUGUACUCGCCACUUCACUUCUACUGCUUUGUCAUUGAUAGCAGCGCGUCGCCAAGGUUUGAGGAACUGGUGCGAACCCUUGGGCGGUGUGUCCUAAACAUUAUUGUACCGCCGAACACUUACGACACUAGCACUGCUCGUGGUACAUUCUUAGCCAUCAACUCUUGUUAUGUGGGAAUGGAAGACUUCCCUUGGAGGCACACCAUUAUUUCAGAAGAAAGUGAGAUUCCUAUACAUUCGGUUCACUACAUUGCUGAUAAUGCUAAAAGACUUCGUGACGCUGCGCGAAUUGGGAGAGUGACGAUCUCUGAGGAGCACGCAAGAAUCCUCGGUGACGAUGACUUUUUUCAAAGCCAGCCACCAGGACCAAGUUGGCUUGAUAAUCGACGCUUCCCACUGGUAUUGCCGAGGAGUUUUCAAAUCCCGCUACUGAAAUUCGUGGGCGGACAAAACUUUGAAAAUUGUCAAGUAAGUGCUUUGUUCCACACGAAAUCGAGUAAAUUGCUUCUUUCCGUCUGUGCCUGUGGAAGGCCCUCUUGA
This is a messenger RNA of Cooperia oncophora, 639 nucleotides long. The record is from the annotation of a GenBank genome assembly. Lineage: Eukaryota; Metazoa; Nematoda; Chromadorea; Rhabditida; Trichostrongylidae.